Messenger RNA from Bolinopsis microptera, 981 nucleotides. RefSeq names its product probable serine/threonine-protein kinase clkA. The transcript is spliced from 2 exons. NCBI's taxonomy places the organism in Eukaryota, Metazoa, Ctenophora, Tentaculata, Lobata, Bolinopsidae. The annotation marks the transcript as partial. The record is from RefSeq and is a predicted model, not a curated record.
AUGCGGGAAUAUUACAGCCAGCAAUUUACAAACGGUACAAACAGUAGAAACAGUAGAAACAGUAGAAACAGUAGAAACAGUACAAACAGUACAAACAGUAUAAACAGUAGAAACAGUACAAACAGUAGAAACAGUACAAACAGUAUAAACGGUAGAAACAGUAGAAACAGUAGAAACAGUAGAAACAGUAGAAACGGUAUAAACAGUAGAAACAGUAGAAACAGUAGAAACAGUAGAAACAGUAGAAACAGUACAAACGGUAUAAACAGUAGAAACAGUAGAAACAGUAGAAACAGUAGAAACAGUACAAACGGUAUAAACAGUAGAAACAGUAGAAACAGUAGAAACAGUAGAAACAGUAGAAACAGUAGAAACAGUACAAACGGUAUAAACAGUAGAAACAGUAGAAACAGUAGAAACAGUAGAAACAGUAGAAACAGUAGAAACAGUAUAAACAGUAGAAACAGUAGAAACAGUAGAAACAGUAGAAACAGUAGAAACAGUACAAACAGUACAAACGGUAUAAACAGUAGAAACAGUAGAAACAGUAGCAACAGUAGAAACAGUAGAAACAGUAGAAACAGUACAAACAGUAUAAACAGUAGAAACAGUAGAAACAGUACAAACGGUAUAAACAGUAGAAACAGUAGAAACAGUAGAAACAGUAGAAACAAUAGAAACAGUAUAAACAGUAGAAACAGUAGAAACAGUAGAAACAGUACAAACAGUACAAACAGUACAAACGGUAUAAACAGUAGAAACAGUAGAAACAGUACAAACGGUAUAAACAGUAGAAACAGUAGAAACAGUACAAAAGGUAUAAACAGUAGAAACAGUAGAAACAGUAGAAACAGUAGAAACAGUAGAAACAGUAGAAACAGUAGAAACAGUAGAAACAAUAGAAACAGUAUAAACAGUAGAAACAGUAGAAACAGUAGAAACAGUAGAAACAGUAGAAACAGUACAAACGGUAUAAACAGU